This is a messenger RNA of Nicotiana attenuata, 1755 nucleotides long. Its product is annotated as UDP-D-apiose/UDP-D-xylose synthase 2-like. Lineage: Eukaryota; Viridiplantae; Streptophyta; Magnoliopsida; Solanales; Solanaceae. The record is from RefSeq and is a predicted model, not a curated record. The transcript is spliced from 9 exons. Gene Ontology annotation, molecular function: carboxy-lyase activity. The coding region runs from base 194 to 1354 and encodes 386 amino acids.
GAAAAUGAAUGCAGUCUGGCCACAGCCACACACACACUGCCAAAUUCUACUCUCCUCCCUCCUUUUACUUCCUUUAAAUAUCCCCCCUUCCUUCACCGUCAUUACCCCUUUUUUGUUUUUUUUCCCCAAAGAAUCAAACGAUCCAUAUACUUAAGGAAGUAGAAGAAGAAGUUUUGUAGAGAGAAUUUUGGAAAUGGCAGGAAGAGUAGAUCUGGACGGAAAUCCAAUAAACCCAAUUACGAUAUGUAUGAUUGGUGCCGGAGGCUUUAUUGGCUCGCAUUUAUGCGAGAAGCUAAUGUCGGAGACGCCGCACAAGGUGCUCGCCGUCGACGUUUACAAUGACAAGAUCAAGCACCUUCUCGAACCGGCUACGCUCACCUGGGCUGAUCGCAUCCAGUUCCACCGCAUCAACAUCAAGAACGAUUCUCGUCUUGAAGGUCUUAUCAAGAUGGCAGAUCUGACCAUCAAUCUUGCUGCAAUAUGCACUCCAGCGGAUUACAACACUCGUCCACUUGACACUAUUUACAGCAACUUCAUUGAUGCUCUUCCAGUGGUGAAGUACUGCUCAGAAAAUGGAAAGCGUCUUAUUCACUUUUCCACCUGUGAAGUUUAUGGGAAAACGAUAGGUGCCUUUUUACCCAAGGACAGCCCAUUGCGGCAGGAUCCUGCUUACUAUGUGCUUAAGGAAGAUGCCUCCCCUUGCAUUUUUGGAUCUAUUGAGAAGCAGAGGUGGUCAUAUGCCUGUGCAAAGCAAUUGAUUGAGAGGUUGAUAUAUGCUGAGGGUGCUGAGAAUGGCUUAGAAUUCACAAUUGUAAGGCCGUUCAAUUGGAUUGGUCCCAGGAUGGAUUUCAUACCUGGCAUUGAUGGUCCUAGUGAGGGUGUUCCAAGAGUGUUAGCUUGCUUUAGUAAUAACCUUUUAAGACGUGAACCACUGAAACUAGUCGACGGUGGGGAAUCACAGAGAACUUUUAUAUAUAUCAAGGAUGCUAUUGAAGCUGUUCUCUUGAUGAUUGAAAAUCCUGCAAGGGCAAAUGGCCAUAUUUUUAAUGUGGGCAAUCCUAACAAUGAAGUUACUGUGCGGCAGCUUGCUGAAAUGAUGACUCAGGUUUAUUCGAAGGUGAGUGGAGAAUCUUCUCUUGAAACGCCCACCAUUGAUGUAAGUUCUAAAGAAUUUUAUGGAGAGGGGUACGAUGACAGUGACAAGAGAAUUCCAGAUAUGACUAUAAUCAACAAACAGCUUGGCUGGAACCCAAAGACAUCCCUAUGGGACUUGCUUGAAUCCACACUCACCUACCAACACAGGACAUAUGCUGAGGCUAUCAAGCAGGCCAUGUCAAAGACAACUGCAAAUUGAGGGAAGUUCUCUAGGAUGUGCGUCUGCAGGUCUUUCAAUUUCUUUAAAAAAUCUACCAAGUGAAUCUUCUUGUUUCAGUUCUCAUACACGUAACUUCUUUUCGCCUCUCACUUUUUGAAAAUCUAUAAUAGCUGACGGUGUAAGCAUCAUGUAUCCUAUCUUGUGAGUUGUGACAGUAGUCAUUAGUAAAUUGUGUCAUAGGUUGAUGUAAUGUCACUGGAGACUUGUCAACAACAGUUAUCAGGCACUAAAUGAAGGAAAGCCUGUAAUGUCCUUUUAAUAUUUUGUUAUCAUUCAUUCUAUUCUUCUGUAUGAAAGCUUCUUGUAUCAUUUUUUAGACCUGCUGCUGGCUCCGAUAUUUUCCGGUUGUCAUUUGUUCAUCUAUUAGAUUGUUCUUUUUU